This is a messenger RNA of Panicum hallii, 1759 nucleotides long. Its product is annotated as scopoletin glucosyltransferase-like. The record is from RefSeq and is a predicted model, not a curated record. NCBI's taxonomy places the organism in Eukaryota, Viridiplantae, Streptophyta, Magnoliopsida, Poales, Poaceae. Gene Ontology annotation, molecular function: UDP-glycosyltransferase activity. Bases 24 to 1571 code for a protein of 515 amino acids. The transcript has a single exon.
GGAGCCUAUAAAUCCAUUCAUCCAUGCAAAAAGAGUGCGCAGCGUGGGUCCACCUGAUCUGUUCCCUACAGCGCCGGGGCGCCGGCUCGCGGCCAGCCAUGGCGAUCGAAGAUGAGGAGCGGCCGCUGCGCAUCCUCUUCUUCCCGUUCCUGGCGCCGGGGCACCUCAUCCCGGCCGCCGACAUGGCCGCGCUCUUCGCCGCCCGCGGCGUCAGGUGCACCAUCCUCACCACCCCCGGGAACGCCGCGGUCAUCCGCUCGGCGGUGGACCGCGCCAACGACGCCUCCCGCGGCGCCGAGAGCGCCCUGGCCAUCGACAUCGCCGUCGUGCCCUUCCCGGACGUCGGGCUGCCCCCCGGCGUCGAGUCCGGGCCGGCCCUCAACUCCGAGGCCGACCGCGACAAGUUCUUCCAGGCGAUCCAGCUGCUUCGGGAGCCCUUCGACCGGUUCCUGGCGGAGAACCGCACCGACGCCGUCGUGUCCGACAGCUUCUUCGACUGGUCCGUGGACGCCGCGGCGGAGCACGGCGUCCCGCGGCUGGGGUUCCUCGGCACCAGCUUGUUCGCGCGGGCCUGCAGCGACUGCACGGUGCGCCACAACCCCGUGGAGGCCGCCCCCGAGGACCCCGAAGCGCCCGUGCUGCUCCCGGGGCUGCCGCACCGCGUCGAGAUGAGGCGCAGCCAGAUGAUGGAGCCCAAGAAGAUGCCGGACCGCUGGGCCUUCCUCCAGCGCGUGAACGCCGCGGACCAGAGGAGCUACGGCGAGGUGUUCAACAGCUUCCAUGAGCUGGAGCCGGACUACCUGGAGCACUACACCACGACGCUCGGCCGCCGCGCGUGGCUCGUCGGGCCGGUCGCGUUCGCCAGCAAGGACGUGGCGACGAGGGGCACCGACGACGCGCUCUCGCCCGACGCGGACGGCUGCCUGCGGUGGCUCGACACGAAGCCGGCCGGCUCGGUGGCGUACGUGUCUUUCGGCACGCUGUCCCGUUUCUCGCCGCCCGAGCUGCGCGAGCUCGCGCGCGGCCUCGACCUGUCCGGCAAGAACUUCGUCUGGGUCGUCGGCGGCGCGGACACCGAGGAGUCGGAAUGGAUGCCCGACAGGUUCGCGGAGCUGCUGGCGCGCGGCGAGCGUGGGCUCGUCAUCCGGGGCUGGGCGCCGCAGAUGCUGAUCCUGAACCACGCCGCCGUGGGCGGCUUCGUGACGCACUGCGGGUGGAACUCGACGCUGGAGGCCGUGAGCGCCGGCGUGCCGAUGGUGACGUGGCCGCGGUACGCCGACCAGUUCUACAACGAGAAGCUGGUCGUGGAGCUGCUCAAGGUCGGGGUCGGGGUCGGGUCCACGGACUACGCAUCGAAGUUGGAGGCCCGGCGCGUGAUCGGCGGCGAUGUGGUCGCCGAGGCCAUCGGGAGGGUGAUGGGCGACGGCGAGGAGGCGGAGGCGAUAAGGGAGAGGGCCAGGGUGCUCGGGGAGAAGGCCAGGCGCGCCGUGGAGAAGGGCGGGUCCUCGUACGAUGACGUCGGGCGGCUGAUGGACGAGCUGAUGGCUCGCAGGGGCCUCACCAAUGUCUGAUUGGUGGAAGCACGUCGAAAGUGGAAGGUUGGGAUUCAGUGGCGUAUACGAAUCUGAAUAUGGUUACUAGUCACUGACUAGAGUCGUAAAGUUCGUGCCAUCGUGUGAAAAGGAAAAGUAUUUCGUUGAGUUGUUUGGAGAGUUUGGAGCCAGCUGCCUAGGUUGUAUCCAACGUUCAUGAUGGCUAA